Messenger RNA from Auanema sp. JU1783, 2070 nucleotides. NCBI's taxonomy places the organism in Eukaryota, Metazoa, Nematoda, Chromadorea, Rhabditida, Rhabditidae. The record is from the annotation of a GenBank genome assembly.
AUGUUAACGGAUCGUCUUUCUCGCUUUCGUUUUGGAAGCUUGAGAACACUUUCUCCAAGACGUUUCCGAACCUCAUCAACUUCAACUGAGCCAUCAGAAGUACAAUCCGCACCUCCAAUUCCAUUAUGCCAGAUGGAUUAUACGGUUACUGGCUCAGAUACAUUAGAACGGAUAGCAGCUUUUCAUGACUGCACAGUAGGAGAACUUAUGAAACUUAAUAGAAUGAGCUCGCGAAUGGUUUUUCCCGGACAGAAAUUGAUCGUCCCCAUUCCAGUAUCUGAUGAUGUUUUUGAACAGACCAACUCCACAAAAGGAAUUAACAAUAACUCAUCAACACAUGAAGCACCUAAAAAGGGUCCGGGUCACGUUGUUCCUGCUCAAAAACAUGCUCUCGCCAAGUCAGGCAGUGCUCCAGUAGGCAGUACCGAUGAAACAGACGUUGAUUGUCUACAAAGGUUUCUGAAAGUGACAGUAAAACAAGUCACGGAAAUAGAUGGAACUGUGGCCGGAACACUUUUGGUGACUCCCAAUUGCUUGAUGUUUGAUCCUGAUGUCAGUCAUCCUUUGGUGAAAGAGAACGGUCAAAAUCUUUAUGGAAUGGUUGCUAAUAUGGACGAAAUCAUAUCCGUCUCUCUGUAUAAGGAGAUUGCUGCAUUGACAGGAGAUCGAGUAGAGAAAAAGAAAGAUAUUUUCGAUCCGAAUCAUGUUCGAACUCCGGAUGAUUCAAUUCCUUCCACGACAGGGACCAUGAAUGCUCAAAUAGAAUCUAAUUCUUCCUCAGACGUUCCUGAUGAUCCUGUGCAUGAGAAAGUUGUUUUCACAUGUGAUCAUCCGGAUUCUGACGGAUAUGAAAGCGCAGUAGAUGAUGCAAAUGGAGGGUCUUCAAAAACGGGUAGCGAAUCUUUCCUUCCAGCUAUAACAGAGGAAUCUAAAGCUCUCGAUUCGCCUGAAGAAACUGAUAGACGUCGAGCUGUUAGUGAUUUAACAGACUCAGAAGGUAUUGUUGUGCGUGGUCGGAGUAAAAGCCCCUCUUCUUCUUCCGAAGAGCAGAGGCCUCGCUCCUUCUCAGAACUCGAUACUCCAAUUCCUAAUAAUGGCAUUAAUCGCUUUUCGCCGGAUGCUGCUAGGAGAUCUUUCGGCAAGCUUGGCAGAACUUUGAGUGCUCGGGCACGAUCUGUUCAUCAGUCUGUAUCUCAGGGAACGAAGACUGUUGCUCAUGGAGUAGUUACUCAUACGAAGAGUGCUGCAGAUUCUCUACAAUCAGGAAUUGAAACGAGUGUGAAAGCCGUAGGAGAAGCUGCUAAUGCUGCUGCAAAUCAGGCUAAGGCUGCCGCAGAUGCCGUUGCCGGCGUUCCAAGUCGGAUGGUAGAUAUGGGAACUAGUUUAGUAUCAGAUGGAAUUAGUGGUGUUCAGGAGAUGUUCAAUCUAGAAAUUGAGGAGCAGAAGUCGCCGAGCCAACUUAAACGCGAUCAAUCUUUGGCUACCUUAGAAGAAUUACGUGUGAAAACGCAACAAGCCAGAGACGAAUCUGUGAAGACUAAUAAAAGCCUGUUCGCCUGUGCUACAAGUAGUGAAGAAAUGCCCGAUCUGUUCAUGCCGGUUGACGAAAUGAUGAAAAGAACGAGAACUACAAGUGAAGCUGAGUCACCGCAACUUCCAUACUUCAUGGCAGUACGCUUAACUCGCAGCAAGAAGAAGCAACGACGUUCAUCACCCACUGGUAGAAACUCUGUAAGCUCAUACGACGAACAAUUUACUUUUGGAAAUAAAUUGAAGCGAGAAUUCUGGUUCGCUAUUCCCCGCAAUAAAGCAGAUAGUUUAUAUCAUUUCCUGCUCCAGUGGUCUCCUGAAAAAUACGGACAGGAUACAACAGCAACAUCGUUCGAUGAAUCAGCAUUAACGACCAUGAACGAGACAACGUCUGGAGAAGAAAAAGGCUUCCUUAUUUUGGACUCCACAGUCGAUGAGAGCUUGUCAAGUACGUUUAGCUACCUUAUGAACAUGUGCAACCUCGAUAAGAGGAGGUUUAACAACAUCGAUUUCAACAUAAUUAGAUUGUUAUUCACAUAA